AUGCUUCUCACAUUAAACACGUUGUCCAAGGUCUUUGCCUUGGCCUCUUUCAUUCUGAGUACUCUGUGUCUCUUUGCGGGGUCGCAGAAGUCGAUUAUGCAGGAUGCGAGUGUUAUGACUAUUGACACAUCUGGCUCGGAGCCAAUCUCAGCAAUCAAAUCCGCCAAAGAAAGCAAUGAUACCGAUCUAGGCCUAAAGGAUUUCUACAACGUUCACGUUCUGGCCUACUGCGAGGGUUCCUUUGGCGACGACGGCCAGCACGACGUGACGAGAUGCUCCAAACGAGCUGCCCCCUUUGCAUUCAACCCGGCCAAAGUGCUGGAGUUUAAGAAUGGGUUCAAUGUCUCCGAUAUCGAUUGGCCGGAUACUAUCACCGACGACUUUAGUGUCAUGGAAAUAACUACAAAGGCCAUGUCUGUGCUCUAUAUUAUUGGGGUUGCGGCAACCGGCGUUACGUUUCUCAUGGAGAUCCUGCUCACGCAGGCUGGCGGGCGGCCGUCGAUGAUGGCGCAUUUGUUCUUUACUGUGCUAAGCUUUGUCUGUCUCGGAGUCUCAUCCUCAGUGGCGUCGGUCAUCGCCGUGCAGUUUGUCGAUCUCAUCAACCGCCAUGGGAAAAACUACGGGAUUGUCGCGGCUGGAGGCAGCAAGUUCUUAACUAUUACCUGGGCUGCUGUGGUUCUCUUGUUCUUCACUGUGGUUAUCAGUGUUAUUACACUGCCGUCUAGCGGUAGCAUGUCGACGUCGGACAAGGAGGUUGAGAGUCAAGUCUAA
Messenger RNA from Talaromyces rugulosus, 771 nucleotides. RefSeq lists its product as uncharacterized. Bases 1 to 771 code for a protein of 256 amino acids. Gene Ontology annotation, cellular component: plasma membrane; cell cortex of cell tip. Gene Ontology annotation, biological process: fungal-type cell wall organization. The record is from RefSeq and is a predicted model, not a curated record. The transcript is spliced from 3 exons. NCBI's taxonomy places the organism in Eukaryota, Fungi, Ascomycota, Eurotiomycetes, Eurotiales, Trichocomaceae.